AGGACUCCCAUCAACUACCUACUGGGCAACCUGGCGGUCUCUGACAUCGUGUUUGCGCUUUUCAUAGCACCAAAUCAUGUUUUGAAAAAAUCGUUCAAUCAUCCAGACAACACCAUUGGACUAGUCUUGUGUAAGGUUCUCACUGGCGGUAAUGUGGCAUGGAUUGGAGUAGCAUCGUCGGCUUUGACCCUCGUUGUCAUAUCAGUUGAACGUUUCUAUACUGUCACGAGUCCUGUUAGUAGCAAUGCAAAACUAACCAUGCGGAAAGUAAAGGUGCGUCAACACAAUUUUAUGUGACAAAGCAGCAUAAAAAUACAGUUUUGGUUUCCUAUUUGUCUAUCUAAUUUGUGCCUAAACCACGUAGUUAAUGAAAUGCUUCUAGUCUUGAUGAGAAUGCAGCUUUCUAACAGUAGUCUGUGGAUUAAUUUCAGACGAUUAUUCCCGCUUGUUGGAGCAUUGGAGCACUUUUCAGUAUACCAAUCUUCCUGGUUACGACUUAUGAUAAAACAACUGGCAAAUGUAAGUGGAAUUGGCACGAGCAGUGGAUGGGUGCAGUGUACGACACCAUCUGGCUGGUACUGUUGGCUCUAAUUCCUCUGUUAGUGAUGACUGGUUUAUAUUCAAAAGUUGUUUACAUGUUGUGGUUCAAACGAAACGAAGAAAAUGAACUCGCCUUUCAACAGAAGGUAGGACUCUGAACUAAAUGGAUCUAAUGUUAAUUUUUACUCUUUGCCGUGUUAAUGUAAGUUAACAGAGUUAUUGUUCUGAGGUGCGAGGUUACUCUUUGGUGAGCAUGUAAUUAAUUGACACCAGCUUGUUAAAAUGCAAAACUGGACAUGAUUUACACCGCGAGGCAAGAAAUUAAUCCUAAAGGCAGCCGGGAAAGGCUCAUCAUCGCUGCAACCGAAUGGUUAUGACAACUAGGUAGGUUUGGCAAAGUUUGUUUUGAUCCUAAGGAUCUCCCUGGGGCUUAAAUUCCUGCCAGCCCGUAAGUCAUCGCACUUUGAGUUUUAUUCUUGCUUUCUUUUUUGCAGGGAGUCCUUAAGGUGAGGAAGCGUGUAACAUUGAGUGUGAUUACUGUCAGCGCCAUAUUUGGAGCUUGUUGGAUCACAGGAUUGCUGGUUUACAUCCUAAGCCACCUUGACAUCUUCAUAUUUGGCUCAGUCUCAUACGUCGUUUCUGACACUUUGUUCAUGUUCAACUCUGCUAUCAACCCUUACAUUUAUGCUCUGCUGAAUGAGCGUUUUAUGCAAAAGCUCAAGUUAUUGUGCUCUGCUAACCGCACUCCUUGGGUAUAUAAUUCAAGCUAG
Messenger RNA from Pocillopora meandrina, 1310 nucleotides. Lineage: Eukaryota; Metazoa; Cnidaria; Anthozoa; Scleractinia; Pocilloporidae. The record is from the annotation of a GenBank genome assembly.